Molecule: messenger RNA, 2647 nt
Organism: Astyanax mexicanus (Mexican tetra)
Lineage: Eukaryota; Metazoa; Chordata; Actinopteri; Characiformes; Acestrorhamphidae
Gene: fam222ba
Product: family with sequence similarity 222 member Ba
Exons: 5
Coding region: 365-2344 (659 amino acids)
Source: RefSeq, a predicted model, not a curated record
GCGGCCCGGACUGGAGACGGAGCUGCCGGAGGAGACGGUCGGACGGUCGGUCGCUCUGCCGCUGGAUGUUUGGAUAUUUGGCCAGGUCUCGGCGUUCCUGCGCGGUGUUUGGGAUUGUAAGCAUGUCGCUGAGCUCCUGGGAGCUGCGCUGAGGGAGCACGGAGACCGGGAGCCGGCGGAGGUCCUCCUUGCUGCGGGUCUGGAGCACACGGAGGAAUGCCGAAAGCGACCUUGGAAAAGCUGUGCGUCAUGAUCGGACCAUCCGUAGGGCCAGUCGCUUCCAGACACUGACCACCCGUGCCAACCGUGUGAGGAGGAGUGUGUGUCCCAUGUUGCACUAGGAGUGAGUGUGUGUGUGUGUGAGAUGCUGGCCUGUUUGCCAGGGCCAGGUGACCUCUCCCUCCAGCUUCUUCCCCACUCGCAGAUGAACACUGGACUUCAGAAAUGGGACACUACACAGAGGAUGAGAUCAGCUCAGUGUCCGACCCCUGCGGAGCUGGAUGCUUAUGCUAAGAAGGUCGCCAACAGCCCACUCACCAUCAAGAUCUUCCCCAACAGCGUCAAGGUUCCGCAGCGCAACCACGUGCGCCGCACCGUCAACGGCCUGGAUACGGGCGGCCCUCGCUACAGCCCCUACCCCCCCUCCCAGCCCACGGCCAAGGCCGGCCUCCUGGCCAUCGUAAAGGCGCCCACCGCCAAGGGCGUGGUUAAGGACUUUGCCGGUACACGAGCGCGCCUGCACCCCGAGGCCAUGAUGAGCGCCCCCGGAGGCCCGUACGCUCCCGCGGGCGCCAGCACUUUAACCCUUCACCACGGGCCACAGCCGCUCCCGAGAGUGCCCGGCCAGCAUCAGCAGGGGCUACCCCAGCACUCACAGACUCUCCAGCCCCUCCAGCAGCCCCAGCCUCAGCAGCAACAACAGUCUGGAGCACAACACCAGGGGCAUCACCCCCCUUCUGCUAUGCCCCAGCACCCCCAGGGCAUGGGCAGGACGCAACCUCUGUCGCACCCUCCUGCCCUGGCACAUCCAGGUCCACAACCCCCUCCUGCUGUACUGCUCCAACAGCAGCAGCAACAGCACCUCCAGCAGCCUCCUCCAGGCCUGCAGGGCGGCGCCAGGAAACUCCCGGAUGCUGACGCCCCACCCAAUGUGACCGUGUCUACCUCAACCAUUCCGCUGUCCAUGGCUGGGGCCCUACACCAGGGCCGACAGGCCGACCUGAGCAGCAUCGUGCACCAGAUCAACCAGUUCUGCCAGGCGCGGGCUCAGGGUGCCGGCGCCACGUCCGUGUGCGAGGGCCAGAUCGCUAACCCCAGCCCCAUCAGCCGAAACUUGCUCAUCAACGCUAGCUCCCGGGUGUCUAUGCACGGUGGUCACCCUGGUGCACUCAUGCACCCUUCGUGCAACAUGGGACCCUUGGACAAAGCUGCUGCACCGGCCCCUGUGGGCGCCAUACCCCCACACGGCAUGGGCACCAUGAACCGGAUGCCUAUGUAUCAUAGUGAUAUGAAGCAGCAUCCUCAGCAACAUCAACAUCAACAGCAGCAUCCACAACAACAUCAACAGCAUCCACAGCAACAUCAACAGCAACAACAUCCGCAGCAACAGCAUCCGCAGCAACAUCAACAGCAUCCGCAGCAACAGCAGCCUCUACAGCACCAACAGCAGCAUCAGAACCGCCAACACCACCAUCAACAUCAACAACAACAGCAGCAGCAGCAACAGCAGCAGAUGAGGUCAUGGAACCAGCAUCAGCUAGCUCACCUGCAGCACAUUUCAGACGGGGUCGGCCACCCUUGCAAGCCCCCUCAACGAGACCCUACUGGCUUCCCCUGUAAGAGCAUGAACUACCCUCCGGAGCUGUGCAUGGGGCAGCCUUACACCCUCAAACCCCCCUUGGAUAAACCCACGCCCUCGCCACCGGUCGUCAACAACAACAACAACAACAACGGCAUGGCGCACUACGCCAACGGGCAGUACUACCACCAGCCACCAGUGUGGGGCAGCAUCCUGCCCACGCCCAACAGCGACAGCUCGGGAUUGCAGGAGAUGCCCAUGCCGUUCCUCGGCACCGCCACGGGCAGCACCAACCCAGCCCCGGGGGGAGUGGACUGCGCCCCCGCGGGAGCGACGGCUCAUUACCGGCCGCAGGCAGGGGUGGCCGUGGUCGCAGGGCAGACUAAUCUGAUGCAAACGGCGGAUUACAUGGGAGGGGACUUCCAGACGCCCUGCUUCCGAGAUCAAAAUCUGGGCCUGAUGAGGAAGAUGCACAGGCCGCCCCCCAUGGGCAGGGUGGUGGCCCCCCCUUCCGAGGCCCAUGGCCAGCACCCAGGGUACAGAUAAGCUCCAAUUAAAGACUUUAAAAAAAAAUAAACACAACAAAACAACAACACAGGCUCUACUCUUCUGCUCCUCCGUCUCUGUCUGUCCACUGCAGAUAGCCACACAUACUCGAUACACUCAACGCUCUCUCAGUCUGUCUUAAUACCAAUACUACUACUACUACAACUACUACUUACCGUGAGAAAAACGCAUAAAGCAUCAAAAAUUCAGUUUAAAACGACCGGAAACCAAUCGCUAAUGCUACAAAAAAAUAAAUAAAUAAAUGAAGGACGCAAACACACAACAAACGCAUCCAAACAAAGA